Molecule: messenger RNA, 2422 nt
Organism: Eruca vesicaria subsp. sativa (arugula)
Lineage: Eukaryota; Viridiplantae; Streptophyta; Magnoliopsida; Brassicales; Brassicaceae
Source: the annotation of a GenBank genome assembly
CAACUACACAACACAACAACAACAACUCCCUUCUCUCUCUAGAAGAUAAGAGAAACCUAAAAUGGCUCCUGCUUUGAGUCGAAGCCUCUACACGGCUCCUCUCACUUCAGUUCCAAUCACUCCCACUCGUCUCUCUAAUCUCACAACCGCGUUUCUCCCUCGCGGUGUUGGUGGUUUGAGAACCGGCGUUUCGUGUAGGUGGAGCCUCGAGAAGAGAUGUAGUCGCUUCGCUGUUAAGUGUGACGCUGCUGUGGCGGAGAAGGAGACGGUUGAAGAAGGGUCUGGUGAGAAGUUCGAGUACCAAGCAGAGGUUAGUAGGUUGUUGGAUUUGAUUGUUCAUAGCUUGUACAGUCACAAGGAGGUUUUCCUCAGGGAGCUUGUUAGUAAUGCAAGUGAUGCUUUGGAUAAGCUGAGGUUCUUGAGUGUGACAGAGCCUGCUUUGCUUGGAGAUGGUGGAGAUCUUGAGAUUAGGAUCAAGCCUGAUCCUGAUAACGGCACUAUCACCAUAACUGAUACUGGAAUUGGAAUGACUAAGGAAGAACUUAUAGACUGUCUUGGAACUAUUGCUCAGAGUGGUACUUCCAAAUUCUUGAAGGCUCUUAAGGAGAACAAGGACCUUGGUGCCGACAACAGUUUGAUAGGACAGUUUGGUGUUGGGUUCUACUCUGCUUUCUUAGUUGCUGAGAAGGUUGUUGUGUCCACAAAGAGCCCAAAAUCUGACAAGCAGUAUGUUUGGGAAUCUGUAGCUGACAGUAGCUCAUAUGUGAUCAGAGAAGAAACAGACCCUGAGAACUUUCUUCGCCGUGGAACGCAAAUAACUCUGUAUCUAAGGGAGGAUGAUAAAUACGAAUUUGCGGAGUCUACGAGAAUCAAGAACCUUGUUAAGAACUACUCUCAGUUCGUUGGGUUUCCCAUCUAUACAUGGCAGGAGAAAUCAAGAACUGUAGAGGUGAGGAUAACACGGUUGCCUGUUAUUGCAAUUAGAAAGAGUGGUGAGCCUAAGAAGACGAAGAAGACUACUAAAACUGAGAAGUAUUGGGAUUGGGAACUAGCCAAUGAAACAAAACCGUUAUGGAUGCGUAGUCCGAAAGAAGUGGAAAAAGAAGAGUACAACGAGUUUUACAAGAAGGCCUUCAAUGAGUUCUUGGAUCCACUUGCACACACACACUUCACAACAGAGGGCGAGGUUGAGUUCAGGAGCAUUCUAUACAUCCCUGGGAUGGGUCCUCUUAACAAUGAGGACGUUACAAACCCGAAAACAAAGAACAUUCGUCUCCACGUGAAGCGUGUGUUUAUCUCUGAUGACUUUGAUGGAGAGCUGUUCCCGAGAUACUUGAGCUUUGUGAAGGGUGUUGUGGACUCAAACGAUCUUCCACUUAAUGUUUCACGUGAAAUUCUUCAAGAAAGCAGAAUCGUGAGAAUCAUGAGAAAGAGGCUCAUUAGGAAGACUUUCGACAUGAUACAAGAAAUUUCUGAAAGUGAAAACAAAGAGGACUACAAGAAGUUCUGGGAGAAUUUUGGUAAAUUCAUUAAGCUGGGUUGUAUUGAAGACACUGGUAACCACAAGCGUAUUACACCGUUGCUUAGAUUCUACUCUUCCAAGAAUGAAGAGGAGCUGACGAGUUUGGAUGAAUAUAUUGAGAACAUGGGUGAGAACCAGAAGGCUAUCUACUACCUUGCCACUGAUAGUCUGAAAAGUGCCAAGUCUGCUCCCUUCUUGGAGAAACUGAUUCAAAAAGAUAUUGAGGUUCUUUACUUGGUUGAACCGAUUGAUGAAGUUGCGAUUCAGAAUUUACAAACCUACAAAGAAAAGAAGUUCGUUGAUAUCAGCAAGGAAGAUUUGGAACUUGGUGAUGAAGAUGAAGUGAAGGAUAGGGAAGCUAAACAAGAAUUCAAUCUUCUUUGUGAUUGGAUAAAGCAGCAGCUUGGUGACAAAGUUGCCAAAGUCCAAGUCUCAAACCGUUUGAGCUCUUCUCCUUGUGUGCUUGUCUCAGGCAAGUUUGGUUGGUCAGCUAAUAUGGAAAGGUUAAUGAAGGCACAAGCUCUUGGAGACACUUCAAGUUUGGAGUUCAUGAAAGGUAGGAGAAUACUAGAGAUCAAUCCAGAUCAUCCUAUCAUCAAAGACUUGAAUGCUGCAUGUAAGAAUGCACCUGAGAGCAGUGAAGCAACAAGAGUGGUUGAUCUCUUAUAUGACACUGCUAUAAUUUCAAGUGGUUUCACUCCUGAUAGCCCGGCUGAGCUUGGGAACAAGAUUUAUGAGAUGAUGGCUAUGGCUGUUGGAGGAAGAUGGGGACGAGUUGAAGAAGAGGUUGCAGAAGAAGGAAGCUCGAGUGUGAAUGAAGGAGAUGACACAAAAGAUGGAGAAGCAGAAGUAAUUGAACCAUCUGAAGUUAGGGCAGAGAGUGAUCCAUGGCAAGAUUGA